Periophthalmus magnuspinnatus is the source of this 1620-nucleotide messenger RNA. RefSeq names its product proteasome 26S subunit, non-ATPase 12 (gene psmd12). Lineage: Eukaryota; Metazoa; Chordata; Actinopteri; Gobiiformes; Gobiidae. The record is from RefSeq and is a predicted model, not a curated record. The transcript has 11 exons. Bases 97 to 1467 code for a protein of 456 amino acids. Gene Ontology annotation, cellular component: proteasome regulatory particle, lid subcomplex; cytoplasm; nuclear proteasome complex.
CUUCUCAUUUCCUUUUGACAAACAAAAUAGUGCAAAGGAGCUCAGUUAGCCAUUCAAAAGAAACGGACUUCUAAUCAUCGCUAACAGGGAUCAAACAUGUCUGAAGAACGUUCUGAACGAUCCGAUGGACGGAUUGUAAAAAUGGAAAUUGAUUACAGCUCUACUGUAGAUCAGCGGCUGCCUGAAUGCGAGAAAAUGGCCAAAGACGGGAAACUACAAGAAGCUGUUGAAAGUUUGCUGUCAUUGGAGAAACAAACACGAACGGCUUCAGACAUGGUGUCCACCUCUAGAAUUCUUGUUGCUGUGGUCCAGAUGUGCUUUGAAGCCAAGGACUGGGAUGCCCUUAAUGAGAACAUUAUGUUGCUGUCAAAAAGGAGAAGCCAGCUCAAACAGGCUGUUGCCAAGAUGGUCCAGGAGUGUUACAAGUAUGUGGACACCAUCUCUGAUCUUACCAUCAAGCUUAGGCUUAUUGACACGCUACGCACUGUAACAGCUGGAAAGAUUUAUGUAGAGAUUGAACGUGCCAGACUGACUAAGACCUUAGCUGGCAUCAAGGAGCAGAGUGGAGAUGUCAAAGAGGCAGCUUCUAUUCUUCAGGAGUUGCAGGUAGAGACCUAUGGGUCAAUGGAAAAGAAAGAAAAAGUUGAGUUCAUCUUGGAACAAAUGAGACUUUGCAUUGCUGUGAAAGAUUACAUACGCACCCAAAUCAUAAGCAAAAAAAUAAACACCAAGUUUUUCCAAGAAGAAGGGACCGAGGAGCUGAAACUGAAGUAUUACAACCUGAUGAUUCAAGUUGAUCAACAUGAGGACUCAUACCUGGCCAUCUGUAAACAUUAUCGUGCAAUCUAUGACACCCCGUGCAUUUUGGAGGAUAGUAGCAAGUGGCAACAGGCCCUGAAAAGUGUGGUGCUGUACGUGAUUCUCUCGCCCUAUGACAAUGAACAGUCUGAUUUGGUGCACAGAAUUAGUACAGACAAGAAACUUGAAGAAAUCCCCAAAUACAAGGACCUUCUGAAGCAGUUCACCACAAUGGAGCUGAUGCGCUGGACUUGUCUUGUGGAGGAUUAUGGAAAAGAGCUGAGAGAGGGAUCUCCUGACAGCCCUGCCACAGAUGUUUUCUCUUAUACCGAGGAGGGAGAAAAGAGGUGGAAGGACCUCAAGAACAGAGUUGUGGAGCAUAACAUCAGAAUAAUGGCUAAAUACUACACCAGAAUCACAAUGAAAAGAAUGGCAGGACUGCUUGACCUCUCUAUAGAUGAGUCUGAGGAGUUCUUGUCCAACCUUGUUGUAAACAAGACAAUCUAUGCCAAAGUAGACCGUCUGGCUGGCAUAAUUAACUUUCAGAGACCCAAAGAUCCUAAUGAUCUACUUAAUGACUGGUCCCAUAAACUCAACUCUCUUAUGUCAUUGGUCAACAAGACUACACAUUUGAUUGCCAAAGAGGAGAUGAUUCACAAUCUGCAGUAAAAAUUACUGUGCAUUAUUUUGUAUUACCUGUUUUUUCCUUGAAUAAAAUGUUCACAGAAUACACAGCGGUGGAGAUAUUAUUUCAACACCAUAUCUCUUUUGUACUGUCAGUUAAUAUGAAAAUAAACAGUACCUGUCCAUUAUGUAAAGCUA